Amborella trichopoda is the source of this 1105-nucleotide messenger RNA. RefSeq lists its product as uncharacterized. NCBI's taxonomy places the organism in Eukaryota, Viridiplantae, Streptophyta, Magnoliopsida, Amborellales, Amborellaceae. Gene Ontology annotation, cellular component: endoplasmic reticulum; endoplasmic reticulum membrane. The record is from RefSeq and is a predicted model, not a curated record. Gene Ontology annotation, biological process: endoplasmic reticulum to Golgi vesicle-mediated transport; intracellular protein transport.
CUUCCCUGCCAAGUAACGACCAGGCGCAUAAGUCCGAAAGCAACCGUAUCGCAUCGCCCUUUCAACUUCCAUUCGACACGUCUCUUUCUCUCUCUAAAACUUUUAUAUUUUGCCCACACCCUAUCUCUCUCCCCUCCCCUCCCUUCCUUUGAUCCCGUCUUUCGCCUACAAAUCAAAGCUGUCCCUUCUCGCGCAUCCAUCCAGCUCUCUCUCAUUGUAAAGUGUGUGUGCAAUCGGCUCUCAGAUCUGCAACUUCUCUCAAUAACUUGGUCUAGAAAGGAACGUUUUCUAGAGAGAGACGGUGAUCGUUUUCUAGAGAAAGAAAGUGAAAUGGCUUUGGAAUGGGUGGUUCUAGGGUACGCAGCAGGUGCCGAAGCCAUCAUGCUCCUGCUCCUCACUCUUCCUGGUCUUGAUCGUCUCAGGAAGGGCUUGAUCGCGGUUACUAGAAAUGCCCUGAAACCCCUGUUAUCAGUGGUUCCGUUCUGCUUGUUCUUGUUAAUGGAUAUAUACUGGAAGUACGAGACCAGGCCCUCUUGUGAGGGGGCGGCUUGCACACCAACUGAGCACCUUAGACACCAGAAAUCGAUCAUGAAGAGCCAGAGAAACGCCCUGUUGAUCGCUGCUGCUUUGAUCUUUUAUUGGCUCUUGUUCUCUGUUACCCAACUCGUGGUGAAGCUCGAGCAGCUUAGCCAGAGGGUGGAGAAGCUCAAGAAUCAGGAUUGAUUCUGUUGUAAUUGAGUGGGUUAGAACCUAUCACUGAGCUGUUGAAUCUCAUGUGUGGAACCAUCACUAUGCGCAGUGUCUCGAUGAAUGGAAAUCUGGUGUGAAAACAUCGUCAUGAAGUAAAUGUAUGUUUGUUUAUGAGCAAUGCAUUAAAUGUAACCUGUUCCCUUGAUACUGGAGAGAUGAUUCCACAGUUCCAUAGUUCUUAGUACUGGUCAUGCAGUUGCCCAACCCUUUACUUCAUUUGAGCUGCUGGUAUGUUUUUCAUGAGUAUUUCAAAAGCUUGAUCAUUAAGAGGCAACAUUUUGAUAAGGUGUUUAAGAGAACAAAGCAAAGGGGGAACCUUUUAAAUGAAAUUGAAAGGAACCAGUAACUUUAUAGG